AUGGUCCUAACGCCGCCGACGCUGCCGAAAAUUGCUGUUCCUGGUGGUCUUUCCAAAUGGUCCAAACGGCUCAAGCAACCAACGGACAAUGCCUUCCGUGACAACAUCAAUGUGAUCAAACCGAAGGCCACACGAACGACCAACCAGCACGCCAGUCCUCCCAAGGCCAAAGACUCAAAUUCAAGCAAGUCAUUCGCACCGGCCAAGCCGCCGCCCCAGUCGGAUGAUUCGCUGUUUGAGACGUCGUACCAGCUCUCGAACGACCGCGCCCACCAAACUGUCGUGCUGCGCGCAAUUGUGAAGCGCAUCGACAAGUACCUUCGUCGGAAGCGCAUGCGCGUGAUCGACCUGUUUCGGUACUGCGAUUUUGACCAUUGCGGGUAUAUCACGCCUGGGGGGAUGGAAGAAGUGCUGCGGCAAAUGGACAUUCGCCUUCCACCUGCCGAGAUGGAGAUGUUCAUGAUGCACUUGGACACCAACAAGAAUGGCGUGAUCGACGUUGACGAAUUCGAGAGCCUCGUGCGGGUGCAUCGACGCACCGAUGCUCGUCGGGACCAGCUGCGGCAAGAACUGCCGCAUGUCCUCAAGCUCGACCCCGUGUCGGCAUCUCCUGCUCCCUCGCACUCGUCGUCCAUCGUUCCGUCGUCACUGCUAGCCCUCAAAGAUCAAGUGUUACAUGCCGCGCAUGCCCUCGAUCCAGAUGCAACUGGCACCGUGGCAGCCGCACCCCUUGCAAAAGCAAUCGGGGGCCUCACCGUGCCAAAAAUUCCGUCUGAUGUCGUCGAGUCGUUUGUCGCCAUGUGUCGACCCCUCCACGGCCUCGUAGUGGUCGCGGACAUCGAGCGCGUGCUUGCAGGACCGAUCGGCAAAGGCGGCAAGAAGGGCAAUCGAUUCCUAGACCACACGUGGCUCGGCCAAUUCGACGCCCAGAUGGAAAAGGUGCGGGGCCUCGGGAGCUAG
Aphanomyces invadans is the source of this 960-nucleotide messenger RNA. RefSeq lists its product as hypothetical. The record is from RefSeq and is a predicted model, not a curated record. Gene Ontology annotation, molecular function: calcium ion binding. The transcript has 3 exons. The coding region runs from base 1 to 960 and encodes 319 amino acids. NCBI's taxonomy places the organism in Eukaryota, Oomycota, Saprolegniomycetes, Saprolegniales, Verrucalvaceae.